Volvox carteri f. nagariensis is the source of this 6072-nucleotide messenger RNA. RefSeq lists its product as uncharacterized. Gene Ontology annotation, cellular component: chromatin; nucleus. The record is from RefSeq and is a predicted model, not a curated record. NCBI's taxonomy places the organism in Eukaryota, Viridiplantae, Chlorophyta, Chlorophyceae, Chlamydomonadales, Volvocaceae. Gene Ontology annotation, biological process: mitotic sister chromatid cohesion; DNA repair. The coding region runs from base 1 to 6072 and encodes 2023 amino acids. The transcript has 22 exons.
AUGUCGCCCAAGAAAUCGCCGCCCGCGAGGAAACAGCCAGUCGCUGACAAUAAUGGUUAUGAGUUCGAUGAUGCGGAUAGGCUGCCAGAUGUGGAAGUGCUCGCUGGAAAGCUCAAGUCACCUGGGAAGGGAAAGGAAACACUAUUCAAGCUGCUUAAGCAACUGGCGGCCGCACUGGAGGCAGCCCCUCAGGAUGUGGAGGCUAUGGGCGGUGCGAAAGGAAGCCUGCCGCAGCUGCUUUUACAAUAUGCAACAGCUGAGAGCGCAAACAAGAAAAUACGGCUGUAUUGUGCGCUGUGCAUCAUGCAUGUGAUGCGUCUGUACGCGCCCGACAUUCCAUACGAUGACGAGGGCCUCAAGGAGGUGUUUGAGCUGCUGCUUACCUGCUGGACCCAACUGGCGGAUACGGGCGAACCGGAGGCGUUCGAGCUCUGCCACGCGACGCUCAAGAUCUUUGCUGAUGUCAAGUUCUUCAUCCUCAUGCUGGACCUGGAGGACGCAGAGCUGGUGCCCAGGACAUUUCGAACUCUACUGCAAGCAGCACGGCCGGAAAACCUGCAGGCCCUGGAGGGCCCCCUGUUGGCGGUCUUGAGUGGCAUCUUGGAGGAGCUGGGUCAGCCCCCCCAGGAGCUGUGUGACCUGGUGCUGGCGGCGCUGGCGUGCCCAGCCGUUGCGGGCGGCCCAGCAGCUGGGGGCACCCGCGGCAAGGCCACGCCGCCAGCGGCGGAGGCGCAAUACACGGUUGCUGUGCAGCGGUUGGCGACGCAGCUCCUAACCUCCCGGGACAGUGCCCUGCGGGGCGCACUACAGCGGCAGGUGCUGUUCAUCGUGCGCAAAAGCCUGCAGGACGAUGCCAACGCCGCAGCUGGGGGCGCUGCGGCCGGUGGUGGGGCCCGGGGCGGGAAGAAGGUUGCGGCUGCAGCCAGCAGGGUGGUUGCCGAAGGCGCGCCGUGCGAUACGUUCACGCUCCUCAAUGGGCUUCGCACCUCGGCUCCGCUACUGCUGCUUCCCGUGGUCCCCGAGCUCAAGGCGCAGCUGCGGCAUGAGGAAGACAGCCACCGCGCCGCUGCGGCGGAGCUGGUCAUGCGCCUCAUGGCGGCUCCGCCACCGGCGGCGGCGGUGGCGGCACUCCAGCAGCAGACAUCGUCCAUGGGCCUGGCCUCCGGUGCACCGGGGACGGGUGCGGCAGUGGCAUCGCUGGCGACGCAGUACCCCGAUCUCUUCCAGGAGCUGCUGUCGCGCUUCGCUGACCAGUCGUCGUCGCUGCGGCAGCAGAUGCUGUUACGCACGGGUCAGAUGGCAGCUGUGGCGGCGGCGGCACAGCCCGAUGGUGCGCUGGAGCGUCAGGUUCUGACCGCCGCGCGUGACAGGCUGCAUGACUUUGAUGACAAGGCGCCGCCCGGCUGGGGCUCUGGGGGGCAGUUGGCCGCGGCGGCGGCUACGCCACCAGUGCUGUACGAUAACGACCUGGACACUGUACUGCAAAAUGUGGGAAUGCGGCUCCGUGACCUCAAGAUUGGGGUGAGGAAGGACGCAGCGGCGGGGCUGCUAGUGGCAUGGAGAAGCGCCUGUGAGGCGUUGCAUCAGGGCGCGCUGUCGCUGCCUGGACUGGUUCGAAGCGUGGGUUGGAUACCCGCUCGGCUCUGUAUGGAGGCUGUUAGGGAGCUGGAGCUGCGGCCGCACAUCAUGGCGCAGCUGGCAGCGCCGCCCAGUCCGCACCAGCUGCUGCACCACACGCACGGCAGUGUCGGCGCGGCCGGCAGCGGGACCACGGGGCGGACGGCGCCGGGCAUGGUGUCUGCGACCCUGGGGAAGCAGCUGGGCGCUGCGGUGUGGGCGGCGCUGUGGGCUUCGUACGGCGAUGCGGAGCGCUCGGCGGUACGGAAGCUCAUGAUGCUCAAAGCCCAAGUGGCCACUGAGCUACAGCAGCUGGUGGAUUUGAGGCGGCGGCUGCGUACGGUGGCGGCUGCGGUGGCGGGGUGCGGUGCGGUGGAUGGAUCUCCUCCGUCGAGCCCGGAAGCAGCGCAGCGCAACCUGCAGCGGAUAGAGCGGCGGGUGGCAGCUGUUUGCCGCAGCCUUGCCCGCGCUGCUGGCGGCCCUGCGGCCGCAUGGACCCGUGGGUCCGAGCAGCUGUGGGCCCUGCUUGACUCCGCCAAGGACAACUUCUUCUGGGAUCGACUCGGGGAGCUGGCGGCGCCGGGGAGCAACCCCGAGGCCCUGGCUACAGCACGCAAGGACGCCCUGUCCCGCCUGCCCAAUGGGGGCUCCAAGUCGCCCGUCGCGGACCUCAUCACCCGGAUCGGCCAUACCGCCCAGCCCACGCUGCUAUCACCCAGCCACGUGGCAGGGUUGAUGGGGGCGGUUGGCAUGGCCGGCGACGCCAACGACAGCGCCAUCUCCGCCGCCGCGAGUUUCGCCGUCGCUGCGGCCAAGUCCGCUCCCGGGCUGUGCUGCACUGCGAUGCCGCUGGUGGUGUCCAUCGUCACCACAGAGCCGCCGCGACCGGAGCUGGCGUGUACGACUGCCGUGCGUGUACUGCGCCACACCGCGCGGCACUGCGGUAUUGCAGCCACGGAGUCGCCCAAUGCCCAAACCGGCAUUGGCGCCAGCCCGGGUGGCGCUAAACCUGGAGGCGCUGGGCAUGGAGGUCGGGAUCAGCUGGAAAAUGGUGACGAUGCGGAGCGGGAAGCGGAGGACGAGGAGCUUGAGGACAAAGCCAAGGAAGGGGAGCAGGAGGGGGCGACACCAGUGCGUGGGAAGAAGCGCGCUCGAACGGAGGGACCUUCAGGCGCUGCUGCCGUCUCGGACGGCGCCGCGCGCCGCGUAACUCGCGGACAACAACAACAACAACAGCAGCAGCAGCAGCAAGAGCAAGAGCAGCAGCGGGGAGUGGAGAAGCUGGCGCCCGCUUCGCCGGACUGCCACAAGCAGCGCACUGCUGCUCUGACACUCGCUCUGACGGCUCUCAGCCAAGGGCCCUACCCCAAGGCAGCUAAGGCUGCGGUGCAUGCUCUGUGGGCAGUGCUGGGUCCCGAGGGAGGAAAAUCCGCGGUGACGCAGCUAGCGUCACAGCUGAUGGCCCAGCUGCGGCCCGGUAUGGAGGUAUUGGCGUCCACACCGGCUGUGUUGCAGGCCAUGGCAAGCGUAGGCGAGGUGGCGCCGGGUGUCUUCGCAGAGCAUGUGGAUGGCUUCUGCAAAUUCGUUUCAAAGCACUACAUGCUGGCUACAUUGAAGCCCCCUGUCGCCGCUGGUGCACGAAAAGGCAUUGGAGGGAACACCAAGGCACCGCCCUUCCCGAGCAAGGGCGACGCGGCCUGGGAGGAGCCUCCAUAUGGCAUCGGGCUCAAGGUCCGGGCUCUGCGGGCGCUGGCUCGCGGCUGCACGCCCGACGCCGCUGCCCCGGCUGCCACCGCAGUCGCCGUGCCGGCGGCGACCACCGCCGCAGUCUCCGCGCACGUGGAAGGCCUGCUCGUCCAACUAGUAUCCAUCGUGGAUGACGUGUCUGAGUACGGCGCCACCAGCGCCUUGGAUAGGGCCCAUCUCUGCGUUGCCGCCGCACGGGCUUUGCUGCACCUUGCGAAGCGCCAUGACUCCCGGCUGUUGGCGUCGUCAUACGUGUCGCUUGCGUUGACGAUGCAGGACCCCGUUAUGGAAGUCCGACAGGCAUUCGGAGAGCAGGUGCGACUCUUCCUGCAGUCUGCGUUGCAGCACCGGCUGAGACCGCACGUGAUCGCCAAGUACGCGGCGCUACUGCCGCUGGCUUGCGUGGAUCCUCGACCCGAGCACAGGGACACCGCCGGCCGCAUGCUGCGGGAGGUAGUGCUGGUGCAGCGAGCAAGGGCUCAGGAGGCAGCCAUGGAGGCGGCCAACACCACCAACACAGCUGCUCCCGCUGCUGGCGGCUCUUCCGCCGCCUCCUCGCGGCCCUCCCUGGCCGACCUCCCCGAGUUCAUGUUGGCGUUUCUGGUGUACAUUCUCGCGCACCACCCAGACUGCCCCGAGGUCCCGGAGUCCCCUUCCCAGGAGGGCGUCAGCAGCCGCCAGCAGCCGUCAGGAAAUGUGGCGGCGGCUCCGCCGCAGCUGGAGGAGUUCCAGCCCUUUCAGGACAUGUUACAGUUUGCACUGGAGCCACUGAUGGUGGCACCUGCUACGCACCAGGCCGCGGGCGGUGGUGGUAGUAGUGCGGUUGGUGCCACUGCCACUGCGACUGUCGGCGGCGUGGGUGAGGCCCUUCCGGCGGUGUGCAAGGUGCUCCGCAGCGUGAAGCUGCAGAUGCAGGACGCAGAUGAGACGUUCGAGCCUCCAGCCACUCGGACGAUGCGCACGCUGGCCGACAUGGGCAUUGCUGUCGCCAAGGCCAUCGUACAGCGGGAGCUGGCCGCCGCUGCCGCCACCCUUAAGGACGGCCGUCACCAUCGCGGCGGCGGUCUCCGGACGGACGGCUCCUGCCUGCCCCCGAGCUAUCAGGUGGUCCUCAACCCCGCAGUGGCGGAGAUGGGCCGGAGGAACCCUGCUGCUGCUGCGGCGGCGGCGGCUGGCGCUGCGGGACAGCCCACCGGCGUCAGUCUUGGCUCAGGACGCGUCCCCGCCGGCGAGACGGAGCGGGCGGAGGGGGCCAUGCAGGACGGCACGGAGGGAGCGGCGGCGGCGCAGGCAGCUGAGGACGAGGCGGAAGAGGGUGGGGAUGGGGAUGGGGCGAAGCGGUCCCCUGCGAAACGGGGGCCCCUUGGCGGCCACCGCAGCGCAAAGCGAAAAACGGAGGGCGCGGCGGCGGGCAGGGACGGGGAAGAGCACGGGGCCGUGGCGAAGAAAGGCCGCCGGGAGCCGGCACCGCUGUCACCACCGGCGGCGAAGAAAGCCGGGGGAAGCGGUGCUGGCCGCGGCCGGGGUGGCGCCUGCGGUGGCGAUGGCGGCAGCAACAAAGGAAAGGGUCGGACCAGCGGCGCUACGAAGGCUGGGGGCGGUUCCGGAGCUGCUAAGCGGCGUCGUGCCGGGGGCUAUGAGAGCCUUAGCGAGGGGGAGCCAAGCUCCUCUAGCGAAGAGGAGGACGAGGAGGAAGAGGAGGAAGAGGACGAGCAGGAGGAGGAGCUGGUCGAAGAUGUCCGCGUGAGCAUCAAGGCAGUAGCACCGAAACACGGCGCAGCGGCUGCUGCUGACAAAGGCAAAGGCACGGGUGGUCGUGCUUCGGCGGUGAUGGCGGAGAAAGGGAAACAGAAGCUCGCUGCCGCUGGUUCAGCAGCUGCUGUGGCGGCGGCGGCGGCCAAGGCGCCAGGCAUAACCGCGAAACCGCAGCAGCGGCGUGGUGCAGCUGGGCAGCGACAGGCGGCUUCCGGGCAGGAGGAGGAGGUGGAGGAGGAGGUAGAUGAGUACGAGUUGCCGGAAGAAGAUAGUGAUAAUGGUAGUGGUGCAGGUGGCGAGGUUGCCGAGCCAAAGGUGAAGCCGAGGGCAAAGGCAGGCAGGGGACGCGCUGCACAGCCCGCAGCUGCUGGCAGCGGCGUAAAACCACGACAGCCGCAGCGACAGCAGCAGCAGCAGCAGCAACGUAAAGGCCCGGGCUCCCGGCUGAAGUCACAGCCGGCACAGCAGCGACAGCACAGGAAAGAGGUGUCGGACGAUGAGGAUAACGAUAAGGCGGCUGAUGAUGUCCAUGAGGCGGAAGGCGCUGAAGAUGAUGAUGAUGACGACGAUGAUAAGGAGAACACCGCAGUCGGAAGUGGGGAUGCGUGGAGAGGCAGCGCCGGCGGCGAUACCGCAGCUAGUUCUGGCCUUGGAGCGGGCAAGUCGCUGCCGGCUCGCAAGGGCGCUCAGGGCCCGGUCAAGGACAGGGAAGCACGCGAUCGGCGGAUACAAUUAGCUACUACUGCUGCUGCUGCUACUGCGGCGGCGGCUGCGGCCGCGGUGGCGGGGCCAUCCAAUGGCACCCGCAAGCCGCCGCCACGCCGCGAUGGCACUGCUGCCCAGCAGCACCUCCGCCAGCGACAGCAGCGACAGCCCACCAGGCCCGCCCCAGAACCCCAGCAGUACGUCUUCGACGACGAUGAAGAUGGGGAUCAUGCAGACGAUGAAGCGUAG